Rhodamnia argentea is the source of this 948-nucleotide messenger RNA. Its product is annotated as cysteine-rich receptor-like protein kinase 10. NCBI's taxonomy places the organism in Eukaryota, Viridiplantae, Streptophyta, Magnoliopsida, Myrtales, Myrtaceae. Gene Ontology annotation, molecular function: protein kinase activity; ATP binding. The record is from RefSeq and is a predicted model, not a curated record. Gene Ontology annotation, biological process: protein phosphorylation.
AUGGGAUUAGCUACCAUACAAGUGGCUACAAACAACUUUUCAAACCAGAAUAAAAUUGGAGAAGGCGGACUCGGGCUGGUGUACAAGGGCAGAUUGGCAGAGGGAAAGGAAAUAGCGGUCAAGAGGCUGUCGGAAACUUCAGUUCAAGGCAUUGUCGAACUGGUGAGCGAAGUCGCCUUGAUUGCGAAACUACAACACAGGAACAUUGUGACACUCUUGGGAUGCUCCUUAGAGCAAAAUGAGGAGCUGCUAGUACGUGAAUACAUGCCCAACAAGAGCUUAGACAUGGUUCUCUUUGAUUCGAGCAAGAGUAUGCGACUUGAUUGUAAGACACGCCGGAAGAUCGUUCACGGAGUCGCUCGAGGACUUCUAUACCUGCACGAGGAUUCUCAUCUCAAAAUCAUCCAUAGGGACCUCAAGGCUGGCAACAUCUUGCUGGAUGAUGACAUGAACCGGAAGAUAUCGGACUUUGGGAUGGCGAGGAUUCUCGGGGAUAACCAAAUUGUCGCAAACACCAACAGGGUUGCAGGAACAUAUGGAUACAUGGCUCCAGAGUACGUGAUGGAAGGGAUUUUUUCGAUGAAGUCGGACGUUUAUAGCUUCGGGGUUCUUGUGCUAGAGGUAAUUAGCGAAACAAAGAGUAGCCACUCGCAUGCGAUAGAACCUGGUCAGACGCUGCUUGCGUCAGCAUGGAAACUGUGGUCUCAUGGCCGAGCGCUGGAAUUGAUGGACGCUUCGCUUAAGCAGUCGUACGAUGCAGAUCGAGUGCCGAAGUGUAUCCACAUUGGGCUGUUGUGCGUGCAAGAAGACGCGAAGAACCGGCCGUGCAUGUCCUCUGUUGUUGUCAUGGUGGGUGGGAACGGCACAGAACUUCCCGGGCCAACUAAGCUGAUGAGCUUGGCUGGACGAGCGCUUUCGAUACUGGGAUCGGACAAGCCGCUUCUUUAG